Messenger RNA from Knipowitschia caucasica, 204 nucleotides. The record is from the annotation of a GenBank genome assembly. Lineage: Eukaryota; Metazoa; Chordata; Actinopteri; Gobiiformes; Gobiidae.
AUGGCUGAGACAGAUCCCAAAUCUGUGCAGGACCUUACCAAUGUGGUUCAGACUCUGCUACAACAGAUGCAAGACAAGUUCCAGACCAUGUCAGACCAGAUCAUUGGAAGGAUUGAUGAGAUGAGUACCCGUAUCGAUGACUUGGAGAAAAACAUUGCUGAUCUGAUGACGCAAGCAGGGUCAAGGCUCAUGAAGGUUGCUUGA